AUGGAUAUUGACGACAUUCUUCGCGAGGUCGACCCCUCCUCAGGUGGCAUCCCUCGCGAGACGAGCGACUUGCAGGCUCUGACGCGCCUCUGGGUGGCUGAGCGGUCGGCUCCCGAGCUUUUAGACUGGCCGACGGGAGGUCUGUUCGAGCGAGUCAAUGCCAGGAUCAAGGCCCAGAUUGAGAAAGUCGAGGAUAUGACGGGUGACAUGGAUCCCAAGACAAAUUUUGCUCUCAUCGUCAUCCAGACGGAGCUUGAGCGCUUCAAGUUUCUCGUCCGCAGCUACCUACGAGCGAGGAUUGCCAAGAUCGACAAGCACGCUCUCCACUACCUGUCCAGCGACGAGCUGCGGUCUAGGCUAUCGUCCGUCGAGGUAGCAUACGCGACGAGGCACCAGGCCCUGCUACAUAACCACUACCUGUCGUCCUUCCUGGCUUCCUUCCCGCAGCAGCUGCAGAACCUCAACGACACGGCCGGCGGCGUCAGCAUGAUUGACUCUCCGGAUCUGAACACCACCGUCUUCAUCCGCAUGCUCAGGGACCGUGAUGUUCACGGACAGGGGACUGACUCUGACAACACCCUUUCGGCUGAGAGUGGAGACAUCUUGAUCAUAAGGUGGUCGAGCGCCAAGCCCCUGGUCGACCUUGGAGAUGCUGAGCUUGUAUGA
Geosmithia morbida is the source of this 666-nucleotide messenger RNA. RefSeq names its product GINS complex subunit 4. Gene Ontology annotation, biological process: DNA-templated DNA replication; double-strand break repair via break-induced replication. The record is from RefSeq and is a predicted model, not a curated record. The transcript is spliced from 3 exons. Lineage: Eukaryota; Fungi; Ascomycota; Sordariomycetes; Hypocreales; Bionectriaceae. Gene Ontology annotation, cellular component: GINS complex. The coding region runs from base 1 to 666 and encodes 221 amino acids.